AUGAUCGUGGAGCUGGCCUAUGGCUAUUUGACCAACCGGCCGGUGAUGCCACAGCCUGACUAUCCGUCAGCCCCAUCGCUUGGAAAGGAGGAUGUGAGACGCACCAAUCACAGUCAAGAAGCUGCUGAGCUUGUGGAUGGAAUCAAGAUCGAUGGUUCCACAACCCCUGAUGGAGAUCAGUUUCAUUGCGAGAUCUGCCGACUAUCUCAGGCACCACGACAAAUUUCACGUCGUCCCUGGGGUCGUCAAUUCGGCCGAUAUGGUCAAAUUUUCUAUGACAUUGUGGUCAUGCCAAUUGCAUACAAUAAGAUGCAAUAUUUCACACACUUCUAUGUGUCCGGAAUUCGUUUCCAUUGGGCGUAUUCCCACCAAUUCAAAAAUGACGCGGUCGUGGCCAUUCGGCAUUUCCUUGCAUUUGCAACGAAAGUCCUGAAAUUGCCUAUUGUAGCAUUUCAUACGGAUAACGAGCAGGCUGUGAGGGAGGAUGUGGAGAAAGAGCUAAAACGAGAAGGCUUCAUUAUCACCCACACCAUACCACAACAUGCGGAAAUGAAUGGACCAGGCGAGCGCUCAGGGGGUGUGAUCACCAUGAAAGCCAGAAAGCUGCGAAUUGAAGGCAAAUUGCCAGAAGCCCUGUUGCCGGAGAUGGUCAUGGCAGCUGCAUGGAUAUUGAAUCGCACACCGACCUAUUUGAAGGAUAAAUCCCAAUGGAUUGUGCCUUGGGAUGAAGCUCGCCCUUUACUGGAUGCUGAUGGAGUUAAGAAAUCAGAUCUCUCUGGUCUCAGAAUAUAUGGUAGUCUUACCUACUUUCGUCUGGACAGAAUUCCUCAACGAAAUAAGCUCCGUCCGCGCGCUGAAAUCGGCUUUCUAGUCGGAUAUGAAGCAUCGAAUGUCUGGCGAAUAUGGAGACCUCGGAAGAACGAUAUCAUUCGUGUGCGAGAUGCAGUUUUCGAUGAAUCGCGACGCUGGCAUCCAAAUAUUGAAUAUUGGAAGGAGGAGCCAUUGCCCAUUCCUGCAGCAGAUGCUAUGACGAAGGAUGAGGUUGAUCAGACUGAGGGGGUGGAGAGCUAUCAAAGCGUUGAUCAACUGCCUGAGCAGUCUGCGCAGAAUUUCGAUUCUUUCACACCAGAGCCGCUAUGGGACAGUGAAGCCCAAUUGAACCAAGAACUCUCACAGGCGCCACCAGAUCAGCCGCCUGAGCCACCACUUGUGGCGCCCAGAAGUAUCGAUUCCACUGUGCAAGAGUCGAAUAUAUUAGAAGGUCGUCGUGAGCGGAGAUCAACCCACCGAGACGACUGUGCCUAUUUCGCCGCUCCUAUUCAUGAGGACUAUGCAGAAGAGCCUCAGGAGCUAUUGGCUGCAUUUGCCACCGGCCUCAAUGCCGAACAAGAACACCACCAACAUCGUGAUGACUUACCACCACCGCCGCAGAAUUGGAAGGACAUGCUCCGUCAUCCUCACUGCGAGGCCUUCCUAGCUGCUGCAGCCCGUGAGACCAAUAGCCUGCGUGCUAAGGGAACAUUCCAAGAGGUCAAAGAACCAAAUGACCGUUCCGUCCAGGUGUUGCCAUUGAAAUGGGUCUUUGACUAUAAGUUUGAUCAAGAUGGCAAUCUCCGGAAGUUCAAAGCUCGUCUAUGUGUACGCGGUGAUCUUGAAAGAGUAACACCAGACGAAAAGAGAGCCGCUACCCUAGCCGCUUGA
This is a messenger RNA of Penicillium manginii, 1701 nucleotides long. RefSeq lists its product as uncharacterized. Gene Ontology annotation, molecular function: nucleic acid binding. The transcript has 3 exons. Gene Ontology annotation, biological process: DNA integration. NCBI's taxonomy places the organism in Eukaryota, Fungi, Ascomycota, Eurotiomycetes, Eurotiales, Aspergillaceae. The record is from RefSeq and is a predicted model, not a curated record. The coding region runs from base 1 to 1701 and encodes 566 amino acids.